Messenger RNA from Haliotis rufescens (red abalone), 1087 nucleotides. Its product is annotated as inhibitor of growth protein 1-like. Lineage: Eukaryota; Metazoa; Mollusca; Gastropoda; Lepetellida; Haliotidae. Gene Ontology annotation, biological process: positive regulation of DNA-templated transcription. The transcript has 4 exons. Bases 145 to 906 code for a protein of 253 amino acids. The record is from RefSeq and is a predicted model, not a curated record. Gene Ontology annotation, cellular component: nucleus.
UUCACCAGCGGGAGGGAAACUCGAUGCGUAGGCCCAGUCAAAUUUUCAUGUCACACCGUUAUGAUUUGAUUCAACAUACUGAAGUUAUCAGACAUUAACUUUUAUUUCAGUUUUGCGGUGUAAUCAAGUGACAUCUAUCCCGGUAUGAACAUGCUCAACCAAGCGGCCGUAGAGGCUUUAUGCUCUGGAACGUAUCUCGAAAAUUAUUUGGAAACGAUGGAGAAUCUUCCCAACGAUUUACAACGAAGUGUUUCCCAACUUCGAGAGUUAGAUAUUCAGUGUAGAGACAUUAUGCAAGACAUGGACUAUCAGCAAGAAGUGUAUAAGCAACAAGGCCCAAUGAAGAAGAAAGCAUUUUUUGCCAUCCAGCGAGCUCUGAUUCGAUGCCAGGAGAUCGGAGACGAGAAACUUGUCUUGCUGUCUGUUAUUAUUGACUUCAUUGAGAAUCGAGCUCGACAGCUGGAACAAGACAGAGAGAAUCUGGAUCCUGGCUCCACAAAGGAGCCGGAGCCGGUAAAGGAUCCACCCAAGAAGGAGGCAAAAGCAGUGGACUCAGAGCGGUCUGAAAAACCGGUUGCUAAGAGACAACGACGACAGAAAAAUCAUGAUGUCAGUCAAGAAGAUGUUAAGGAGGAGAAAGAAAAGGUUCCGAAAAAGAAAAAGAAGAGAAAAGUGAAGAAAGAACGAGAAGACUCCCCCGUCGACCCCCCCAUUGACCCCGACGAGCCCACAUACUGUUUAUGCAACCAAGUCUCAUAUGGCGAGAUGAUAGGAUGUGACAAUGACAAGUGUGUGAUCGAGUGGUUUCAUUUUAACUGUGUCGGACUUACCACAAAGCCAAAGGGAAAAUGGUAUUGCCCUAAAUGUCGGGGAGACAAACCUACAGUAAAACGGCCUGACAAGUAGAAGACCUGAACUCAUCUCGGUGCUACACAAAGACGAGUCUUGUUCAAGGGCCUGUUGUCAUGUCAUUUCCGCAAAGAAAUUUGUACCUGUAUCGUACAUGUUUGUUAUGAGUGUGUGCUGUUGAUGACUGACCAUGUUUACAAGGAAUAAAUGGGAUUCUCGGUAUCAAAUCGAUAACGUU